CCAACCUGCUCAUCUCUCAGCUGGACAGUAAGGGCCGUUCACACCACACACUGACAACAUGCUGGGGACACUCUGCACUCUCAUCGCUGUGCUCUCAUGUGUCAGUGGGCAGAAGGUUUUGACACAGAAACCCUCAAUGCUGAGUCUGACAAAAGGACAGAAGGCCACUUUGGACUGUAAUAUUGCCCGAGAUGAAGCUUAUGUUUCUUGGUACAAGCAGGUUCCAGGCAGUGCUCCACAGUAUAUACUGUAUUUCUACUACUCUGAGAGCUCUCCUACAUAUGGAGCUGGUUUCUCCUCCACCCGCUUCACCUCCACCACCCAGAGUAACACAGACUAUCAGUUAAUAAUUAGCAAUGUGGAGGCAGGAGACUCAGCAGUGUAUUACUGUGGGACAUGGGACAGCACAGACAGAAGGCCGGUAUUCGGCCAAGGCACUAAACUGAUUAUCACGGACUCUUCUCUUGCUGCGCCUACACUCUCUCUCCUGCCUCCGUCCAGCGAGGAUCUGAAGACAGGAAAAUCCACACUGGUGUGCCUGGCGCAGAUGUCUGUUGGAUUCGCUGAUGUCAGUUGGACAUCGGACGGGAAAGCCGUUACUGGCGGCAUUUUUACAAGCGCCACCGAACAGAAAUCCGACAAAAACUUCGGUUUGAGCAGUUUCUUAACCGUCAUGACUUCCGAAUGGAUUAGUGACAGCGUUUAUGCUUGUAAAGUAUCGGUCGGGUCUAAAACGUCAGAGAAAACUAUCAAGAAAUCAGACUGCCGCAAGUAAACUGUAG
Messenger RNA from Conger conger (European conger), 782 nucleotides. RefSeq names its product immunoglobulin lambda-1 light chain-like. The record is from RefSeq and is a predicted model, not a curated record. The transcript is spliced from 5 exons. Bases 59 to 775 code for a protein of 238 amino acids. NCBI's taxonomy places the organism in Eukaryota, Metazoa, Chordata, Actinopteri, Anguilliformes, Congridae.